GCGCUCUCGCCGCGGAGCACCCUUCUGGCUUCUUCGUCUCUCGGACAGACAGACGCUGGAGCUCUCUUCUCUUGCCCUUAGCCCAACUUUCUUUCCCGCCUCUCGAAAACUCCGAGCUUCCCUCUUCCUCCUCCCUUAAGCUUGUUCUUUGCCACUCCAUUUUCCCCCUCCUCUCCCAAGCCACAAACCCACCUCCCCUUUCCUUUCGCCCAUCCCCUCCUCCCUUCCCGGGACCCCCUUAAACUCUUCUUCCUCCUUCAACUCAGAGACUCGGUCCCAGCGCUCCUGCUCCCUCUAGGUCUCCUGCUCCGGUUCUUCUCGAAGUCAUGGCAGGACCAGGGGGUUGGAGGGACAAGGAGGUGACAGAUCUGGGCCAUUUACUGGAUCCAACUGGAAUAUUCUCACUAGAUAAAACCAUUGGUCUUGGUACUUAUGGAAGAAUCUAUUUGGGACUCCAUGAAAAGACGGGUUCAUUCACAGCUGUUAAAGUAAUGAAUGCCCGGAAGACUCCUUUGCCUGAAAUAGGAAGGCGGGUGAGAGUGAAUAAAUACCAAAAGUCUGUUGGCUGGAGAUACAGUGAUGAAGAGGAGGAUCUCAGGACCGAACUCAAUCUGCUGAGGAAGUACUCUUUCCACAAAAACAUUGUGGCCUUCUAUGGUGCCUUUUUCAAGCUGAGUCCCCCUGGCCACAGGCAUCAACUUUGGAUGGUGAUGGAGCUAUGUGCAGCAGGCUCAGUCACUGAUGUAGUGCGGAUGACAAGAAAUCAGAGUUUAAAAGAAGACUGGAUUGCUUACAUCUGUCGAGAAAUUCUUCAGGGCUUAGCUCACCUUCAUGCACACCGAGUAAUUCACCGGGACAUCAAAGGCCAAAAUGUGCUGCUGACUCAUAACGCCGAAGUAAAAUUAGUGGAUUUUGGCGUGAGUGCCCAAGUGAGCAGAACAAAUGGAAGAAGAAACAGCUUCAUUGGUACACCAUACUGGAUGGCGCCUGAGGUGAUUCAUUGUGAUGAGGACCCAAGAAGCUCCUAUGAUUACAGAAGUGAUGUGUGGUCUGUGGGAAUCACUGCUAUUGAAAUGGCUGAAGGAGCUCCUCCUCUGUGGAACCUUCAGCCCUUGGAAGCCCUUUUUGUUAUUCUACGGGAAUCUGCUCCCACCGUCAAAUCCAGUGGAUGGUCCCGUAAGUUCCACAAUUUCAUGGAAAAGUGCAUGAUCAAAAAUUUCCUAUUUCGUCCUACAUCUGAAAAUAUGCUUCAUCACCCAUUCGUUGAGAAUAUUAAAAAUGAACAGCACGUUGUGGAGUCCUUGACAAAGCAUCUUACUGGGAUCAUUAAAAAGAGACAGAAUAAAGGCAUACCCCUGGUCUUCGAGAGAGAAGCAGAUAUUAAGGAGCAGUGCACCACAGAGAGAUUCAGAGGACCUUCUUGCACUCAUGAACUUCUGAAAAUGCCAACUAGCAGCAGAUGCAGACCACUUAGAGUCCUGCAUGGAGAACCUUCUCAGCCAAGGUGGUUACCGGAUCAAGAAGAGCCACAACUCCAAGCCCUUCAGCAACUGCAUGGGGCAGCCGGAGGGUUCAUGCCUCUACAUGCUCAGGAAAAUCCACCCUUACAGAAGCAGGCACAGUCACCACAGUGCCUAUAUGGGGCAGCUCAGGUGUUCAUGCCACUACAGAUUCAGAUUCAAGCACCUCCCCGACUAAAGAGCACAGCCCGGGUGCUCAUGCCACUCCCUACUCAGGAUAAAGAACCUAGUCCUCUAGAGGUACAGGCUCCCAUAACUAAUGAACAGCAGGCCCAGUCUGAGCCCUUAGAAACAGGAGAGGCUAAAGAUUUGGACCAGGUGCCAGAAGAAUUUCAGGGGCAAGAUAGGGCAUCCGAACAGCAAGGGCAGGGCCAGGGUGCUGAUCAACAGCAGAGGCAGAAUCAGGUUCCAGAAGAGCAUCUGGACCAGAACAGGGCACCUGAGCAGCCAGAGGUGCGAGAACAGGCUGUCGAGCCCCCACAAGCUGAAAUUGAGGAUAAGGAACCUGAGGUACUCCAAGUACAUGCCCAGGUGUUCCUGCCUUUAUUGUCACAGAAUCAUCACGUGCUCUUGCCUCUUCACUUGGAUACUCAGCUGCUAAUUCCAGUAGGGGAACAAAAUGAAGAGUCACCUCCAGCACAGGCCUGGGCUCUGGAGGCCUCACAGGCUGUUGGCGCCGUUCAAGCACUGAUAGAGGGACUAUCAAGGGACUUGCUUCGAGCACCAAAUGCUUAUAUCUCAAAACCACUUGGUCCACUGCAAAUCUUGAUGGAGAAUUUGUCAUCAAAUGAGUUUUACACUCAACCAGAACAGACACAGAAGAAAAAGUCAAAAGUUUCUAGUCUAAAGCAAGCACUGGCAAAAAGACUGUCACCCAAGAGGUUCAGGGCAAAGUCCUUAUGGAGAAUUGAGGAGUUUGACCUUUCUGAUUUAGAAGCCAGCAGGAGACGGCGCCAGCGUAGAUGGGAGGACAUUUUUAAUCAGCAUGAAGAGGAAUUGAGACAAGUUGAAAAUGAUAAAGAAGAUGACUCAUCAGACAAUGAUGAAGUGUUUCAUUCAGUUCAGGCUGAAGUCCAAAUAGAACCAUACGCUCCAAAUCCUACGGGAAAUGAGGCGCAAGAAAGCUCUGCUUCUAGGCCUGGCAACCGGAAUCGUACACAUCGUGUGACAUUUUCCUCAAGUGUCUCUGAGCAGCCUCUUUUCGAAGAAGUUCAGCAGCCCAUGGACAUCAGACAGAGGAGUUCCCUAAAUCCUCAGAAUUUCCAAGCAGCAUCAGAGUCAUCUUCUGAAGAGGAGAGUCCUGUGACUAGGAGGAAGUCCCAGUCAUCGCCACCUUAUUCUACUAUUGAUCAGAAGUUACUGAUUGAUAUCCAUGUUCCAGAUGGAUUUAAAGUGGGAAAAAUAUCACCCCCUGUAUACUUGACAAAUGAAUGGGUAGGCCAUAAUGCACUCUCUGAAAUCUUCUGGGAUGAUUGGCUAAUUCCUACACCUGUCACUCAGCAACCUGAAGAAGAUGGUGAUUAUGUUGAACUCUAUGAUGCUGGUGCUAACACUGAUGGUGAUGAGGAAGCUUCUUACGAUGCUUAUGAAGAUAACAAUGACCAUGUCAAUGGCCAUGAUGACUUGAAUAACCAGACUGAUCAGGCAAAUGUCUAUGAAGUCCAUGGUGAUGGUGACUAUGAUGAUGAGUCUCUUCGUGGCAUAGAUGAUAAUCUUGGUGCUGCUACUAAUGGGCCAAGGGAAAGCUAUCGCAGAGAAGGAAUACUCAAGCAUGGUGGUAGAGGUGGAAAUAAUGGAGAGCGGGGGGCUUUCGGAGCCUAUGGAAACGAUGGAGUCCGAAGGUAUCGUGGAAACCCUUCUGCUGAAGCCAGUGCAGCCUUUAGAAGCCAAGAUGGACAUGGAGCCAAUAGAGGUGCCAGAUACAGAGGAAUCAAUGGAAACAGGGAAGAGAAUGGAGCAUAUGGAUUCUGUGCAGAAGAAACUCACUCACAGGAAGAUGGUGCAGGACUGGAUCAACAUAUAUUUCAGGAGUUUGAACGUGAGCAGGAGUCAGAUGGUGGAACUGAGACCUCAGAUUCAGUUGCCUUGGAUAUCACAUCCCUUGCACUUGAUGGUGAGAAUCCCAACGACACAGCAGGGUCAUCAGCAACACUGGGUUUCCCUGUCAUCCACUCAUCUCCCGGAGGGUCUGCUUCUGCCUCUGAUACCGACACUGCGAGCGCCAACUCAUAUAACAAACCACUAAUCCAUGUGUACGAAAAGGAGUUUACGUCUGAGAUCUGCUGUGGUUCUUUGUGGGGAGUCAAUUUGUUGCUGGGCACCCGAUCUAAUCUGUACCUGAUGGACAGAAGUGGAAAGGCAGACAUCAUUAAACUUAUAAAGCGCAGACCAUUCCGCCAGAUCCAAGUCGUGGAGUCACUCAAUUUGCUGAUUACCAUCUCUGGUCGCAAGAACAGACUUCGCGUGUAUCAUUUGACUUGGCUGAGGAACAAGAUUCUGAAUAAUGAUCCGGAAAGUAAGAGAAGACAGAAGGAAAUGCUGAAGACAGAGGAAGCUUGUAAAUCUAUUGAUAAGUUGACUGGCUGUGAACACUUCAGUGUCCUUCAACAUGAGGAAACAACAUACAUUGCAGUUGCUGUGAAGUCAUCCAUUCACCUUUAUGCCUGGGCACCAAAAUCCUUUGAUGAAAGCACUGCUAUUAAAGUGUUUCCAACUCCUGACCUUAAGCCAGUGACAGUUGACCUGGCUGUUGGUUCUGAGAAAACACUGAAGAUUUUCUUCAGCUCAGCAAAUGGUUACCACAUCAUUGAUGCAGAAUCUGAAGUUAUGUCUGAUGUGACCUUGCCAAAUAAUAACAUCAUCAUUUUACCUGAUGGCCUGGGAAUUGGCGUGAUGCUCUCUUUCAAUGCUGAAGCUGCCUCUGAGGAAGCAAAUGAACAACUCUACAAGAAGAUCCUUGAUGUGUGGAAAGAUAUACCAUCUUCCAUAGCUUUUGAGUGUACACAGAGAAUCACCGGAUGGGACCAAAAGGCUGUUGAAGUGCGGUCCCUACAGUCCAGUAUUCUCGAGAAUGAGUUCAAGCGCAGGUCAAUCAAGAAACUGAGAUUCCUGUGCACCCGUGGUGACAAGCUGUUCUUUACGUCUACACUGAGCAAUCACCACAGCCGGGUUUACUUUAUGACCCUUGGAAAACUUGAAGAGCUCCAAAGAAGUUAUGCUGUGUGAAAGAUCCCAAUGAUUUCCUCCAGCAUUUACAUCCAUCACAUAUAUGCCAUUACAUCCUAAAACUCCAGUUUUACCAUUAGAAAAACUUUAAUCAGAGGCUUUUAAUGUAGCACAUCAUAGUUUCAAUGACAAGUACAGCUUUAUAAACAAACUUAACUAUAGCAAGCUCUAUGUACUCCAAUGGUGUACAAUAUCUUUUGCACGAACUUUGUAACUUUUGUUACUGUGAAUUCAGACAUUACUCUUAAGACAGUUUGGACAGUAUCUGUAUUCAGAUUUAUAGCAUGGAGUAUAGAAACCUGUUAUAAAUUACUUUACAAGUGACUUUCAAAAAAAUUGGCCCUAAAUAAGCUUUUCCAAAGAAAAAAUUUAAUUAAUGUAGGUGACUUUUUUCCAAGAAAAGUUAGAUUAAGAGAAAAAACAUAAGGAAUUUUUAUAGCCCAGACUAAGGUUGAACAACCUGCAUACCAAAAGAAAACUACAGUGAUCAAGGGGGAAAUGCCACACAAUUCUUUUUCAUAAUACAUCCACAGUUGGAGACCAAUUGUGA
This is a messenger RNA of Microtus ochrogaster (prairie vole), 5295 nucleotides long. RefSeq names its product Nik related kinase (gene Nrk). Gene Ontology annotation, cellular component: cytosol. The transcript has 29 exons. The coding region runs from base 327 to 4745 and encodes 1472 amino acids. Lineage: Eukaryota; Metazoa; Chordata; Mammalia; Rodentia; Cricetidae. Gene Ontology annotation, molecular function: ATP binding; protein kinase activity. The record is from RefSeq and is a predicted model, not a curated record. Gene Ontology annotation, biological process: positive regulation of JNK cascade; protein phosphorylation.